AUGGAAUACGUCGCUCUCGUCCAGGGCGCUACAGGCGCGGUCGGCCGCGAUUUAGUGGCCGAGCUGGUCCAAAGCCCAUCGUGCACUAAAGUGAUCGCUCUCACACGCCGGGAAGUCCCUGAAACUCAAUGGGGGGAAGCAUUUCCUUCGAUGGACGUGUCUGCAGCUCAGAACAAACUGGAAAUUAUUCCUGUUGACUUUGAGGAGCUGGGUCGCGACUGGAACAAGAUCCCUGUCAGUGUCGACGCUGCGUUUUCGUGUUUGGGCACGACUCGCAAAGAUGCAGGCUCGGCUGAAGCUUUUCGCAAAGUCGAUUUGGAGUAUGUGACCAAGUUUGCCGAGCUGGCAAAAGAUGCGGGAGUGCCGUAUUUCGGACUGCUUACAGCCAGUAAUGCGGACAAGGACAGUUGGUUCCUUUAUCCACAGACGAAAGGGGAAGUGGAGGAAAACGUUAAGAAGAUGGAAUUUGAGCGGACGUCGAUUUUUCGACCGGGACUUAUUGAUCGUGGAAGUCUUGCUCGUACUGUAGAGUCGCUGGCUGGAUAUCUGUUACCAAGCGUAAAUUACGACCCGUGCCAUCGCGAAGGGAAUGGUUGUCGACUAUGA
Messenger RNA from Phytophthora infestans T30-4, 606 nucleotides. RefSeq names its product oxidoreductase htatip2-like protein. Lineage: Eukaryota; Oomycota; Peronosporomycetes; Peronosporales; Peronosporaceae. Gene Ontology annotation, cellular component: cytoplasm. Gene Ontology annotation, biological process: import into nucleus. The record is from RefSeq and is a predicted model, not a curated record. The transcript has 4 exons. The coding region runs from base 1 to 606 and encodes 201 amino acids.